CAGUGCUGUAGCCGCGCAGUUCCCUUUUUGCUCCAGACGUUUGAAAGCUGGCACGGCAAAAGCGUGCUGGUGUGGCGUACCUCUACAUCUCAACACUGACAUAUUCAGACUCACAGUGACGCAAACAUGGAACUGAAUGAUGCUAACCUCCAAACCCUCACAGAGUUCCUUCGAAAAACGCUGGACCCAGACCCAAACGUCAGACGUCCAGCUGAAAAGUUUCUUGAAUCAGUGGAGGGAAACCAGAACUACCCCUUACUGCUUCUGACUUUGCUGGAAAAGUCCCAAGACAAUGUCAUUCGUGUGUGCGCUGCUGUUACAUUCAAAAACUACAUCAAAAGAAACUGGCGCAUUGUUGAAGAUGAGCCAAACAAAAUUUCGGAUCAAGACAGAACCACAGUCAAGGCAAACAUCGUUAAUCUGAUGCUGAGCAGCCCGGAACAGAUUCAAAAGCAGCUAAGUGAUGCCAUCAGCAUCAUUGGAAGGGAAGACUUCCCUCAGAAGUGGCCUGACCUUCUCACAGAGAUGGUGACCCGGUUCCGCAGCGGCGACUUCCAUAUUAUCAAUGGAGUGCUACGUACCGCACAUUCUCUAUUCAAGAGGUAUCGACAUGAAUUCAAGUCAAAUGAGCUUUGGUUGGAGAUCAAACUGGUUCUGGAAACAUUUGCCUUACCUCUGACAGAGUUGUUCAAGGCCACGAUUGAGUUGUGUCAGACUCAUGGUACAGACGUCAAUGCCUUGAAGGUCCUCUUCUCGUCGCUCACACUUAUCUCCAAGCUUUUCUAUAGUCUUAACUUUCAGGACCUUCCUGAGUUUUUUGAAGAUAACAUGGAGACCUGGAUGACCAAUUUUCAUGCACUUCUCACCCUGGAUAAUAAACUUUUACAAACAAACGAUGAGGAGGAAGCAGGUCUCCUGGAGCUCCUCAAGUCACAGAUCUGCGACAAUGCUGCUCUGUACGCUCAGAAGUACGAUGAGGAGUUCCAGCCAUAUCUUCCUCGUUUUGUCACCGCCAUCUGGAACCUCUUAGUUUCUACAGGCCAGGAAGUUAAAUAUGACCUGCUGGUGAGCAAUGCCAUCCAGUUUUUGGCGUCAGUCUGUGAAAGGCCACACUACAAAAAUCUAUUUGAGGAUCAAAAUACGCUCACUAGCAUUUGUGAGAAAGUCAUUGUGCCCAAUAUGGAGUUCAGAAGUGCAGAUGAGGAGGCCUUUGAGGACAACUCUGAAGAAUACAUCCGGAGGGACCUUGAAGGCUCUGACAUCGACACUCGUCGUAGGGCGGCGUGUGACUUGGUACGAGGCCUUUGUAAAUUUUUUGAGGGUCCGGUCACGGCAAUCUUCUCUGGAUAUGUGAACUCCAUGCUGGCCGAGUACGCAAAGAACCCCGGUGUGAACUGGAAGCACAAGGAUGCCGCCAUCUAUUUAGUCACGUCACUGGCAUCCAAAGCACAGACACAGAAGCAUGGAAUAACUCAAGCCAACGAGUUGGUGAAUUUGACGGAGUUCUUUGUGAACCACAUUCUUCCUGACCUGAAAUCCCCUAAUGUUAAUGAAUUCCCAGUGUUGAAAGCAGACGCAAUCAAGUAUGUGAUGAUCUUUAGAAGCCAGCUUCCGAAGGAGCAACUGCUUCAGGCUGUUCCUCUGCUGAUAACUCACCUGCAGGCAGAGAGCGCAGUGGAGCACACGUAUGCGGCACAUGCCUUGGAGAGACUGUUUACCAUGAGAGGCCCGAACAACACAACACUUAUCUCUCCUGUAGAGAUGGCACCUUUUACCGAACUGCUGCUCGUCAAUCUGUUCAAGGCAAUGGCACAUCCUGGUUCAUCAGAAAAUGAAUACAUUAUGAAAGCUAUCAUGCGUAGCUUCUCGCUGCUCCAGGAAGCCAUUGUUCCCUACAUUCCCACGCUGAUCGAUCAGCUCACUCAGAAGCUCCUUUUAGUCAGCAAGAACCCAAGCAAGCCCCACUUCAACCACUACCUGUUUGAGUCCCUGUGCCUGUCUGUCCGCAUCACCUGCAAGGCUAACCCGACCACUGUCAGCAGCUUCGAGGAAGCUCUCUUUCCAGUGUUCACAGAGAUCCUCCAGAACGAUGUCCAGGAGUUUCUCCCGUACGUGUUCCAGGUGAUGUCUCUCCUCCUGGAGAUCCAUUCCAGCUCCAUACCCUCUUCCUACAUGGCUCUAUUCCCACAUCUGCUGCAGCCUGUGCUGUGGGAGCGGACGGGGAACAUCCCCCCUCUGGUGCGCUUGCUUCAGGUGUACCUGGAGAAGGGAGGAGCCACUAUUGCCACAUCUGCUGCUGAUAAAAUACCUGGAUUGCUCGGCGUGUUCCAAAAGCUUAUUGCCUCCAAGGCUAAUGACCACCAAGGAUUUUACCUGCUCAACAGCAUCAUAGAGCACAUGCCCCCAGAAUCCCUCAUACAGUACAGGAAACAGAUCUUCAUUUUGCUCUUCCAGAGGCUCCAAAGCUCCAAAACCACCAAGUUCAUCAAGAGUUUCUUGGUGUUUGUCAACCUGUAUUGUGUCAAGUACGGAGCCAUUGCACUCCAGGAGAUUUUUGACAGCAUCCAGCCCAAGAUGUUCGGUAUGGUCUUGGAGAAAAUUGUUAUUCCGGAGGUUCAAAAGGUGUCUGGAACAGUGGAGAAAAAGAUCUGUGCUGUUGGCAUCACAAAGAUCCUCACCGAAUGUCCAGCCAUGAUGGACACUGAGUACACGAAGCUCUGGACCCCACUGCUCCAGGCCCUCAUUGGUCUAUUUGAGCUGCCCGAAGACAACAGCAUCCCGGACGACGAGCAUUUCAUUGACAUAGAAGACACGCCCGGUUAUCAGACCACUUUCUCACAACUGGCCUUUGCUGGAAAGAAGGAGCACGACCCUAUCGGGGAUGCUGUCGGCAAUCCCAAAAUACUGCUGGCCCAGUCCCUCCACAAGCUUUCUACGGCCUGUCCGGGACGGGUUCCAUCAAUGCUGAGCACCAGUCUAAACGCAGAGGCCCUCCAGUUCCUGCAGGCUUAUUUACAGGGAGCCAAUGUGCAACUGGUGUGAGCGUGACACCACCAUCUUUACACAGUCCACUACAGUUAGUCCAUGGAAUCCCCACAGAGGUAAUCAUUCACAAACGUGGCUUUUCUCUGAUGGUGAUUUAGUUUUUAAACAUUUUAAGACUACAGAGACCAAAAACCAUGUUUUGUUUUUUUUGGGAGGCAAAAGCUGGGGGAAAAAACAGUUUGGGUAGUUCUGGCAUUGAUGAUGACUUCAACUGCAGCACGAGCAGAAACAACUUUCACCAAACGUCUGAGUUUCACAUUUCUGUAUUAUUUUUAUUUUUAUUUUUUUGUAGGAUUGAAUAUUGUGUAGCUUUGUUCAUGUCUAGUCUGUUUCAGUUUCAUGUGAAUAAAAAGAGGCACUUGUAUAGAUUGGUUAUGGUCUCCACAUCACUUCAGUCCAUAAUUUGGUCCUUUCGUCAGUCUGUCCAACCCAUUCUCCAGCGUGACUUCUUAG
Molecule: messenger RNA, 3498 nt
Organism: Dunckerocampus dactyliophorus (ringed pipefish)
Lineage: Eukaryota; Metazoa; Chordata; Actinopteri; Syngnathiformes; Syngnathidae
Gene: cse1l
Product: CSE1 chromosome segregation 1-like (yeast)
Exons: 25
Coding region: 127-3042 (971 amino acids)
Biological process (GO): protein export from nucleus; protein import into nucleus
Cellular component (GO): cytosol; nuclear envelope
Molecular function (GO): small GTPase binding; nuclear export signal receptor activity
Source: RefSeq, a predicted model, not a curated record